AUUUUAAUACCGGAGAAUGCUCGAGCCAGUUAUCCAGAAUUUCCAUGCAGAUAUCCCAUUCUAUCAAGUACCAGAGUACCUAAGUAUCCACUAUCCAAUAAACUCGUUUGAUUGGCUGGAACUUACCUAAACCGGUAGGUGAACGUGGGGUUCACCGAUAGGAGCUACAUAGAUCCGACCCAUCGAAAUUUUGUUAUCGGCCGCAUCUGAUGAACUUCGAGCAAAUUUCAAGAUUCCUUCUCGGGAUUGUGGCUCAUAUACAAAAAAUCCGAGGAUAAUUCGCCAUGGCGGACCAAAAGCCCCCCGUCCAGGGCGCUUCUUCAGCGUCUGCCCCGCCUGCGGCGGCGGCGACAGCGACAAGCUCUGGGGCUACUUACAAGGCUCCAACACCCAAUCCAGCUUUCCGCAUGAUGGGAAUACCAGGGCUACCUAAGAAGCUUCCCUCUCGCAACUGGAUGAUAUUCUUUGCCAUUACAGGAUCAUUCUCCGCUGCCAUAAUAUACGACAAGCGCGAGAAGAAGCGCGCAACCGCCCGGUGGUCUAAAGCAGUCUCCCACCUCGCGCGCGAACCCAUCACGAACCCGACCCAGCUACCACGAAAACUCACCAUAUUUCUCGAGAGUCCCCCCGGUGACGGUCUCCGUGUUGCGCAGGAUCACUUCACCGAAUACGUAAAGCCGGUAUUGGCCGCAUCAGGGUUAGACUGGGAGUUUGUACAGGGCAGGAAAGAGGGCGAUAUUAGAGCUGCGGUAGCUGAGAGGAUACGACGGACGAGACAGCCGGAAACAGAGGGGCAGACCAAGGAGGAGAUAGUGCGGGAGAUAAGAAAGAAGAAUGCGACACCCGAGUGGCAAGGUAUCCGAGGUGACAUUGUGAUCGGACGACAUACGUGGAAGGAGUACGUCCGGGGUAUACAUGAGGGCUGGUUAGGACCCCUCACGCCGCCCGUAUUACCGGAACCCGAAGUGAAGAAAGCUGAGGAGACGCCGGCCGGCGAAGGAAGUGAUGGAGAGAAGCAAGAGCCGAAGCCUGAGGAGAAGCCCGAGAGACCACCGCAACCACCACCAUACAACACUCCAAACGACUAUCCCACAUCCCCCCUCCCGAUGCUUAUCCCCGCCGAAUUCUCCCCCUCAGCACCCAUACCAUUCCCCCACAUUCUAGGCUUCUCCAACACCUUCAUACGUUUAAGACGUUUCCUUAACCGCCGCCACCUAGCCGACGACAUAGGCCGCGAAGUUGCAGCCGCAUGCCUCGCAGCGGCACGCGAGUUCCGCGAGGACGCAGACCUAACACGGGCAGAGCAACAGACGGUUCUCGAACACGAGGAGAGGGAUUGGCCCAAGGCUAUAUGGAAAGAAGAUAAACCCAAGGAAGGCGAAGAAAAGAAGGUUUCCGCCACACCUCAGGAGAAGAUAUGGACGAGACCCAUAGUGCUAGAUCCGCGAAUCGCGAUGCGCAUGCGGCGCUUCGAGAUCCAGCCCGAGGAGGAGGCUCGCGCCAGGGAAAUCGUGGUCCCAGAAGAGGAGGUAGAGGGUUGGAUCAAGGGCAGUCUCCGGAGCUUGUACCGCUGGGCCAUCUCGAAGCCCGAGCCUAAUCCCUCGUGGCCUGACGAGUGAGCGUCGGUCCUAAUCGCUUGUCUAGACUUGCCUGGGUCUAGCAAUCGCCAGGGAUUCAAAUGUAAAAUAUAAUAGUAUGCAUAAAAGGAUAACCUCAUCGUGCAUUGCCGGUCGGCAUACGGCUCUGCCUGUACUAACAUGCCGCAACGCAUCGGAUCUGCAUAGAAGGUGGUGGUAAGGGGGGGCAACGUUGGGAUGUGCUACGCCGUGUAUGUAGGGUAUUAUAUGACGACCAUGUGAUUAUGUUUACAUUAAAAAAUUCACAACUCUAUCUUCGGAGCACUAUUU
Daldinia vernicosa is the source of this 1907-nucleotide messenger RNA. Its product is annotated as mitochondrial import inner membrane translocase subunit Tim54. Gene Ontology annotation, biological process: sphingosine biosynthetic process. NCBI's taxonomy places the organism in Eukaryota, Fungi, Ascomycota, Sordariomycetes, Xylariales, Hypoxylaceae. Gene Ontology annotation, cellular component: membrane; intracellular membrane-bounded organelle; cytoplasm. The coding region runs from base 285 to 1619 and encodes 444 amino acids. The record is from RefSeq and is a predicted model, not a curated record. The transcript has 2 exons.